CCGAGCGCAGUCUUCCUAGAUCGAGCAUCAUUAUAAACAUCGUCUUUUAUUUAUAAUUUAGAUUUUAGUUAUAGUUACAAGUGAUAACGUCUGAGAUAAGAAGAAUGUGCAGUAAAAGUGUCUACUUCUUAUUUUUAUAAUAUUGUAGCUACAGUUUGUAUUCUUUUAGUUUGUAGUAAAAUACGUUGUUAGUAUUUCUUGUUUUCUGUUAUACGCUUAAUUUUACCAUUACCAAUGAUUUUACUAUUUAUAUAGAAUUCACAACACUUACUUCAGCGUACGUAAAAUACAUGUAUCCUUUUUAAAAUCUGUAAAGAUAUAUCCUAAUUUUGAAAGGUCAAUAGUAAAGACCAUUUAAUGUUUUUAUGUGAAAUAGAAAUGUCUUUUACAGAACAAUGCGAGUGAGCAUCAUCAUCAUUCUGGCUUUUGCCACUGGAGUUAUUGUAGCAACGACUAGAAAUCAUAACUUCUCUAAUUUCGUAAAACAUCAUGCAAGACCGCGAGUAAUUCGCGGCUUCAUACCCGAACAUAUGUCUACAGCAUACGGUUUCGGAAAAAGGCAAAGUUCCAUGGACGCUUCGAAAGUGGAUAAAAAUGAACGAAUCCUAUCAACGCUUUUGCGCUAUUUUCCACAAGGAAUCUCCACGGAAUGGUUACUUCAACAAAUGAAAACUAAUCCUGCUUUUGCUUCGAAAUUGAUACAAUUAUUACUCGAUGGACGCCCUGAUUUCGUGCCGAUGUCGGAACAUUUUAAUCCAGAAAGAAUAACUUGGCUAUAUUAGAUCAUUCAUUGUAUGUAUGAUCAAAUAAUGUACACGAAUUCUAGCUAUACCUUCUAGUUUAAUAAAUUUAUGUUAAUCAACAAG
Molecule: messenger RNA, 866 nt
Organism: Ceratina calcarata
Lineage: Eukaryota; Metazoa; Arthropoda; Insecta; Hymenoptera; Apidae
Product: allatotropin
Exons: 3
Coding region: 396-782 (128 amino acids)
Source: RefSeq, a predicted model, not a curated record